UGAAGUACUUUGGUUCAGUAAAUAAAUACAGGAUGAGCAGUAAAAGAUAAUGGAUGGUUAGCCUCUAUGGGUCUAUGGGAGGUAAACAUCUAGUUCUUUCAGAAGAGUGAUGAAUUGUAACUGUGCUCUUCAGGUGGAGAGGGAGAUGGAAGAACUCCGUAAGAUCUACAGGAAGCGGUCAGAGGAAGAGGAGGAAGAAGAAGCUGGCACCUGCUGGCAGGAAAUGCUCCAAAAGAUCCUCACCUGUCAGGAACUGGGAGACAAUUAUGUCCAGACAUUCUCCACGGGAACUUGUCAGCUAACAAGGGUUCAGUUGAAACCAUGAGGCCUCAUGAAUAAGUACAAUAUGUAUCUGUGGACCGUGAAGAAGAGUCCUUGCAGAUGUUCAUUUAUAUCCGUGUGUCAGGUCUCAACAACGCUGAACCUGCAGUUGCUGGUGUCGGCGGUGCAGCAGACGGUGGAGCAACUUGUCAGAACCAAACAGGAAGUCAACGGUCUGAGGAGUCUGCAACAAAAGCAGAUUCGGCAGCGGGAGCAGUACUCCAGGAAAUACCAGGAGAGACUGCACAAGAUCUGGGUUCAGAAUGGCAGACCUCCAGGUUGAUUGAGCGCUUCAGCCAGGCCAGACCAUAUUUUACUCAGCUAGACUCCAAGGUGGAGUUCAUGGUGAAGAGCUGGAAGGCUCUGAGCAGGGUCCAUGACCGGCUGGAGGUGGAGGAUUCGAAGGGGGUGAAAGAGGAGGACCCUUCCGAGCUAGUGAAACUCCAGCAGGAAGUGAAGAACAAGAUCCAUCAGAGCGAGUUGAUCCUGGAGCUGAGCAGCAGAUUCCACCUCACAGCCAAACAGUUGGAGGCGCUGCUCCAGUCGGACCCUUUAACUGGUUCCACUGGUUCAUGUGAGGUGGAUCAGAGUCGACGAAGAGGGAAACAAAUCCAGAGUCAGUUUGAUACAGCGUCAAUGCUGAUGACACAAAUCUGCUGUGCCAUCACCCACAGUGGUAUGACGUGUUUCAGAGUGAAGCAGCUGGAGACUCGUCUGGCUUCUCUGGACUUGUGCAUGAACGAAACAAAUCGCCGUGACGACAAGCUACUAACCCGCCUCCUCCUCAAUGACAUCAUACAGCUUCGUGACUCCUUCAAAGAGCUGAAGAAGGGAUUCAGCAACCGCAGGUUUAUCUUCCUGAAGAGACACGACAGCAUGAGGAACCUGAAGGCCACCAGGAACCAGCUGCAACAGGUGGACCUGAACGAGGAGAAGCUGCAGGUGCUCCGAAAACGUCUGCAGGGAUUGACCGCCCGGCUGGGGUCAGAGGUCAGGGACAGGGGAGCAGCCCGGGAGGCAGAGGAUGCCAUCAACGAGCUGCAGAAACAGAUGGGCGAGUUUGAGAGAAGUGUUGGCGAACACCAGAAGACUCUGGAGAUGAGCUGCAGACUGCAGCGAGCCAUGCAGGAGCAUCACUCGUGGUGUGAGGACGCCGGCGCCAGCAUCACUCGCGUCAGGAAGCUUUCCUCCGAGUGUCGCAGCACAGAAGCCGUGGCCGUCCUCCACCGGCAGUUUGAGAAGUUCGUCUGGCCGACGGUCCCUGAGCUGGAGGACAGGAUCCGUCAGAUCACCCAACUGUCUGUCCGGCUGCACGGGGCGGAGAAGGGGCGGUGCUACACGGAGAAGACGGUCAGUAAACACUACGACAUGAUGGAGGCCAUCAGAGAGCUCAGCGAUGCACUGAUGGAGCUCGGGACAAAACUGAAGCUGGAGGUUCUCAAACAGCAGAACCAUAAGGAAGAUGAAGAGAAGAAGAUGAAGAAUAAGGAGCAGACGGAUGACAUGUACAUCCCCAAGGAGACGGGCCACACCCCUGAGCCGACCGCCGAGCAUGAUGGGAAGGAGGCUCCAGUGAGGAGGCAGAGCGCAGCCAAUAGAAAGCCUCCGUUACAGAAGAGCUGCAGUCUGGAUGCAGACAAACAGUCUGACAGCAGACAGCAGUUUCACAGUGAGAAUCUCACCUCCUGCUACCGCUCCACCACCUCCGUCAGCCUCUCAUGCUCCCCAGCUGAGUCCGCCCGGUGGGUCCACGCCGUACACAGCCAAUUACAACUCGAGCGUCAGGCCACGCCUCCUGCCUAUGUGAUUGGCCCAACGUUCUCCGACAUCCAGAGGGCGUUUCAGAAGAAGGAGAUGCUCCUGCUCCCAGUUACACAGCUUCAGGAUGCGUCGGCAGGAUGCUCGUCCGAGUCCCGUGACGCGAUGGCGGCCGAUUCUCUCUCCGACGACGACUACGACUGCGCGUCGCCCGACGACGUUUCCCUGCCGCCGCUGGCAGAGACGCCGGAGUCCACCGCGGUCCAGUCAGAUCAGGAGGAGGACUUCUGUUUCAGCUCCUGCAGCCUCCACGUCAGCCAGUCUGGACGGCAGUCGGAGCCCGGCGGGACCAGUGGCUCCACUGGUGUGGCCCCGACUCCCCCGGCCAGCCGGCACAGCAGCAGCUUCAGAGCAGGGUCCAGUUUGUUUGUUCAUAGUCCGCUGACGGCACCUGGUACGAGUCUCCUCACCAGCGUCCUUAGGACCGGAAAGGCCAAUGGCCCCCGGAGUGAAGAUCUCUCCCCCAGCAAAACCGGGUCCCACAAAGACAACACCCCUCCACAAGACACCAGACCACCGCAGUCUUUCCCCGACUCGAGGAGUGACCUCCAUCAGGACCUGAAUCCCUUCAGAGCGAGGGAAGAAACCUCCGCAGGCUUCAAACCUCAGAGGGACACUAUAAUUACCCAUCAGCCCUUUUUCUUCCAGUUGUCCCCUCCAGACAGCUCCUUAACCCAAAAUGAGACCUCCGCGCGGAUCGAUCCUGACAGGACCCUUAAGUCCUGCGCACCUCUCCUCCAAAACACCGCCACCCUCCCUCGAGAAACAAGUGUUUUACCGUCUCACCUGGAUUUCGGAGGCCACCUUGAUCAGGAGGCACUUUCCUCCCAAACUCCCCAAAGCAUCAUCCCGACCACCGCAGAAGAACCCGUCUCCCUGAGUGGUGGAGGUCCACCUGACGUCCACGACCCUGUCCCUCCAGAGCCAAUCAGCAUCGAGCAGAACAAGCAGACGGUCCACUCGUUCCACGGGUCCUUGACCUCCAGCCGCACCCCAAAGUGUGUGCAUGACCUUGACAUGAUCCCGAGCAGCGCUGCCAAAUCUGCUGCCCCCCCUCCACCCGAAACGCCGAUCGGGGCUUUGGCUCCGCAGGCUGAUUCGCAUGUCCCUCCCCUUUUCUCUCCACCCCAUCUACUAACUGCAGACCGAGACCCAAACAUCUGUUGGCCCUUGGCCAUCCGGGAGGAGGGUAGAUUUAUUCCUCACAUCCGAGGGCCUUCUCCUCCUCCUCCUCCUCCCCCUCCUCCUCCUCCUCCUCCUCCCCUGGCCAAGGCAGUGUCUCUUUUCCAAGGAAAACCCUCUGAACACGGCCCUCCCUGCUUCAUCAGGCCCCUGUCUAGAGCCUCCGUCACGGGGGGCUCUCCAGUGAUGCUGGAGGUGGAGGAAACCUGGUGUAAAGACGGAGCGGCGCUGCUCCCUUGCCAGGACGGGCAGCACUUCCUGUUCACCCCCAAGGCGACCAAGGCUGGCGACGAUGAUGACGAUGAUGAUGAUGAUGAGUGGGUGCUGGCUCAGGUGUUUGGUAUUAUCAGUGUGGACUGGCACACCUGGUUGGGUACACUGUGUGUUCUGCUGUGGCUGAUCUACCUGAUUCUACUCUGAUGAGACUUAGGUGAUCAGGGACUUAUGGACUUAAGAAAUGGAUCUGUCCAGAAAACUUGACUCUAAAACCUGUUGACUUCAGUCUGUUUCAUCACAGCAGCACCAGCUGGACGUCAAAGGAACUCCAGCUGAACACUGAAUUGUAUUCAUUAUUUAUUAGUUAACUACUAUAAUAAUAUAUAUUCAUGUAGAAUUCUGAUCACUACUGUUAUUGUUGACUAUGAUUUUCUCUCCUACAGUAGAAUAGAACGGAUGAAUAAAAUCAUGUUGUGUAUAAUUUAUUCUCAUUUAUUUAUUUAACUUAAUGUCUCCGUUCAUUCAGAUCUGUGAUUUAAAUUUUAGGGUCAGACUAGUGAAGAGAGGACAAUAUGAUUCCUUCUGCAAAGUUUAACAGCGCAAUCAUAUUGAAUUUUAAAUGUCAAACGUUUUAAAUAAAAUGUAAACAUAAAAUUAUGUUGUUCGGGACAAUUAUAAAGGCAUGGUUCAGGUAAGCGGUGAAAAGUGAUAUAUCAUAUAUAUCAUCCGCUUAUUAGGUGUAAGUAAUUUGCGUCCCAUCUUUCUUUACAAAUGGAAGAAAAGUUUAAUUUUGACGGAAUAGAAACAAGUAAUGAUAAUGAUAAAAAUAACAAGAAUAAAUAAAAAUUAAAAAAAGGAAAAUAAAGAAAAAACAAGUGCAAGGCCCAUAUGUUUGAGUGUCUUUAAUGUCCUGUGGUUCACUGGGUGCACAGUUGCCCUGCGGUUCCUCUUCACACAGCGGGGCUGAAGGAGCUGUUCGGAGCUUCCAGGGCGUCCACCAUGGGGGGAUCAGGGAUGAUAGCUUAGUCACCAUCCUCCUGUCACCCACCACCCUGGCACACUGCUGGCCUUCUUGAUGAGUGUGUUGGGUCUCUUCCCGUCCU
Molecule: messenger RNA, 4640 nt
Organism: Pungitius pungitius (ninespine stickleback)
Lineage: Eukaryota; Metazoa; Chordata; Actinopteri; Perciformes; Gasterosteidae
Gene: ccdc141
Product: coiled-coil domain containing 141
Exons: 15
Coding region: 382-3741 (1119 amino acids)
Source: RefSeq, a predicted model, not a curated record